AUGAGCCUGAUUUGAGAAGUUAAUUAUUAAAUAAGCCAAUAUUUAGAGUUUACUCAACAUGAACUUCUGAAAAUCUUUUCCGAAUAAUUUUUUAUGGGAUAAAUACAUUUUCUAUUUCCAAACUAUUAAGAGUUUACAUUUUAUGUAUCAAACUAUCAAAAUUGACACAUUAAACUCUCAAAUUAUUAUUAACUGAUACUUUGUGUUCUCUUAAAAUUCAGUCGUCAAGAUUGUGUGGCUUGAGUUAUUUUUCAUCUAUCUUAGAGGAUGUAUGUAAAGUGCCAUCUUGUUUUUUCAGUUUGAAGGUCCAAUACGUAUGUUUUGAUCAUUUUUCUAGGUAAAGUCAAAAACUUAUCGAUAAAUUACAAUUGUUUUAAUCAUGAGAUUUACUAUAUAUCAGUCACUAUUCAUUCUCACACUCAACAUCUAUAACUUUUUCAUAGGGUGUGUGAGUGUUUUUCAUAUAGUAUGAGAGUAUUUUUUAUAGGGUAUGGGGUGGUGAAUAGUGGCUGAUGAGAAGAAUUUUUGUUUAAUCAACACAUUUAUAUACUACUAAAAUAUGAAACGCUGUCGUGUCUAAGGUGUCCAGAGCGUAACCGACUUAUAUUUGGACAGAUGUCAACAGUGCCUCCUCGCAAAUCAACGGCUAUUUCUAUUCUCAACGGAAUUUUGAAUUUUAAACACCCACACCGAGACAGUUACAUAUAACUGCAAGGAAAACUGAAUGAUCGCAAUUCCUCCCACUCUCUAAAGCCCCAUUUGAAGAGUUUCUUCUUCUUCUAUACCCCUAACUCCGUCGUGUUAUAGAAACCCGGAGGGAGAAGGAAGAACUUCGGAACUCAACAAGCUUUCUCAGAGCAAGAUAAGGCCUUUGAUUUCUCCAAGUUCUCUUGGAGCAGUAAUUCAAAGGGAAACAGUGGAUCCUUAGAGGUCCCUCCAAAACUUCAAUCUUUCAAGGGUGGGUACUGCAAAUUCUUUCAAGGAUGAAUGAUCUUAUGACACAAUCGUUCUUAAGUUAUGUGGAACUGAAGAAACAGGCCCAGAAGGACCUUGAAGCAGAUCUUGAUAUUGAAGCAGGCCAACUCAACCACACUGAGGAACAGAACCUCUCUCAGUUCUUUCAAGAAGUUGGAGUAAUUAAGGGUGAAAUGGAAGAGAUAACCAAUCUCUUGUUUGAUCUUCAACACUUGAAUGAAGAGACAAAGUCAACCCACAGUGCUAAAGUUCUUCGAGGGCUAAGAGAUCGAAUGGACUCAGACAUGGUUGCAGUUCUCCGAAAAGCCAUGAUUGUCAAGGCAAGGCUAGAAGCGCUUGAUCGAUCCAAUGUGACCAAUCGCACGGUCUCAGAAGCAUAUAAAGAGGGAAGUCCUGUCGAUAGGACAAGGAUAUCUGUAACAAAUGGUUUGAGAGUCAAACUUAAGGAAAUGAUGAAUGAUUUCCAAUCCUUGAGAGAAAAUAUUCUUUCAGAUCAUAAGGAAGAUCUCAAGAGGAGGUACUAUACUGCAACCGGCGAACUACCAAGCGAGGAGGUUAUUGAAAAGAUGGUUUCAGGGGCUGUGAAAGUUCAACUAUUUGAAGGGAAAACUGAGACGAAUUUGAGGAGUAAAGAGAGGCAUGAGGCUGUGAUGGAUAUUCAGAGGAGCUUGAACAAGCUUCAUCAGGUCUUCCUUGACAUGGCUGUUCUAGUUGAGACACAAGGUGAAAAGAUUGAUGAUAUCGAAGAGAACUUGGCCAAUGUGGGUAGCUUUAUCAAUGGUGGAACUAACAGUCUUUACUAUGCCAAUCAAAUGAAGAAGAAGAACAAGAAAUGGGCUUGCUGGGUUUGUGCUGUGCUGCUGAUUAUACUGUUGGUGUGCAUCAUUUCUAUGCUAGCUUCUUGAAGGGAAAAGGUCAGAAAAUCAUUUGUAGACUGCAAAGCAGCUCAUGGUUUCUGACGCCCAAGUGAGGGGGUUUUCUGUUUAAAUUAAUCUCUAAUUGAGCUGUUCUGAGCUCAUAGAGGGGUUGUUUUCUUUUUGCUGCUUUAAUGGAUUUUGCCUUGUUAGAUAUCAUUUUACCAUUUUGGUAGAAUGAUUCCUGUCUGAUAUGCUGUUGUGUUCGCUUAACUGGUGGCAAGAUUUAAUGAGAAAUAGAUUUUCUAAAUUGAAUUGAUUAAA
Molecule: messenger RNA, 2153 nt
Organism: Juglans microcarpa x Juglans regia
Lineage: Eukaryota; Viridiplantae; Streptophyta; Magnoliopsida; Fagales; Juglandaceae
Product: syntaxin-112
Exons: 3
Coding region: 984-1880 (298 amino acids)
Biological process (GO): vesicle fusion; exocytosis; intracellular protein transport
Cellular component (GO): endomembrane system; SNARE complex; plasma membrane
Molecular function (GO): SNARE binding; SNAP receptor activity
Source: RefSeq, a predicted model, not a curated record